Molecule: messenger RNA, 792 nt
Organism: Talaromyces rugulosus
Lineage: Eukaryota; Fungi; Ascomycota; Eurotiomycetes; Eurotiales; Trichocomaceae
Exons: 5
Coding region: 1-792 (263 amino acids)
Cellular component (GO): intracellular anatomical structure
Molecular function (GO): oxidoreductase activity, acting on NAD(P)H, oxygen as acceptor
Source: RefSeq, a predicted model, not a curated record
AUGGUCCUAUCCAAGCCGAACGAUGCUCCUGUACCGAAGCUUUUCGAUCUCUCCGGCAAAGUCGUUGCAAUCACUGGUGGUGGAGGAGGAAUUGGCCUUGCUGUUGCUACUGCAUAUGCCGAGGCAGGCGCCCAGGUAGCCAUUUUGUAUCGCACAACUACAACGGCUCCUGGAACCGCAGAAACCUUUACUUCCAAAUAUCAGACACAAUGCCGCGCUUACAGGGCCGAUGUCACUAUCCAGACCGAAAUUGCGGCUGCUAUCGACGCGGUCGUGAAGGAUUUUGGUAAGCUGGAUGUGAUUGUGGCCAACGCCGGUAUUUGCUCGGAGCAUGCGGGCGACGAGUACACUCCUGAGGAGUUCCAGGAAAUUAUGGAUGUUAAUGUCAAUGGUGCAUUCUACACCGCACAAGCUGCCGCAAGGGUUUUCAAGCGUCAGGGGUUCGGCAAUGUUGUAUUCACUGCUUCUGUCAGUGCAAUUCUUGUGAACACGCCCCAAAGGCAGGCUGCAUAUAAUGCCUCCAAGGCAGGUGUCCUGCAGCUGGCCAAGUCACUCGCCGUCGAAUGGGUGGAUUUCUGCCGAGUCAAUUGUGUUUCACCCGGUUAUAUCCAGACUCAAAUAAUGGAGUAUGCAUCUAAGGAUAUGCUCGACAAGUGGCUCGCCCAAAUUCCUGCCCGCCGGUUUGCUUCUCCAUAUGAACUUAAGGGAGUUUACCUUUUCUGCGCCUCGGAUGCGUCAAGCUAUAUGACAGGGUCGAACUUGGUGGUUGACGGUGGAUUUACUUUGCCUUAA